ACUGAUUGACAUGCAUGUUUGCGCUUUCUCGGGGGAACAGGAAGCAGGUUGUAAGGAACUGAGCGGAGCUUCUCAUGCAGGAGUUCACCGCGGCUCGGAGUUGCUCUGGACGUGCCGUCAAGAAUACGAGGAGAAAGAAUUAAGAAUCAGGAAAAAAGCGUGGGGGACGGGAUGACUGACUGUUUGCUGCCUACUUUGCUGGAAGCCUGUGUGGUGGUCGGAGCGUCCAGUGAAAAACUUCAGGAAAUCUACAAGGCUGGUAACAGCAGUGUGAGCUCAGAGUCUCUCCUGUUGGAGCCGGAGAUUCUUCAUGUUCUGGCUCCCCCCUUCCAGAGCAGGUCAGCUGAGAAUGAGACAUCAAAGUUGCAUGGAAAACGACACCACUCGUUUCUCAGAAAGAAGAAAGAGCAUCCUUCUUCAGAUCAAAGUGCAUCAGAGAGAAAAGAAGGAAGCGAAGAUGUGGGUGUACCAAAAAAUAUCGACCUCAUGGCAUUGCCUCAGCUCUGUUUUCCUGGUGGUCUGCUGGUCACUGGGGAGGAGAAAAAAGAGCAGUUCCACUUCCUGGUUUUUACCGACGUCUUUGGCAACAAGACUCAUGGAGUAGUGAUGCAGUAUUAUCGAUCAAUUCUGGAAGGGACGACUGGUUAUCAGCGUGGAGCUGGAUCUUUAAAGUUCUCUAAAUGUUUCUCUGCUGUCGGUGUCUGUGUCAUAUCCAAGUAUCCUUAUUUCACUGCCCUCAAAGACUGCCUGUCAUGUCUUCUGUUUCAGCUGAGUUCAUGUCGGUUAUCAGAGAUGGAGGAAAAACUGAAUGAAUUUGCAAUCAAGCUGAGCCUUGUGCCAAUUCCACCUCCGGGGCAGCUUCAUUUGAUGUUUUCAUUACGUCCUUUGACUAUCGUGCUACCGUCCAGAGAGGACAAAAGCCUUCAAGCUGUCGACUUGGACCUCCACCUGCCUUUCCUUUGCUUCCGACCGCAGCAACUACUGCUGGUGCUUUCUUCUCUUCUGCAGGAGCAACGGGUGGUAUUGUUUUCUGCUGACUUGGCAAGACUGACGCUAGUAGCAGAAAGCCUGUUAAUUUUUUUGCAGCCCCUGACAUGGCAGCAUCCUUAUGUUCCUGUUCUGGCCAGAGGAAUGCUGGACUUCCUAAUGGCUCCGACUGCCUUUCUUAUGGGAUGCCAUCUGAGCCAUUAUGCUGAAGUUGCUGCUGAAACCGAUGAUUUGAUCUUAGUGAAUAUUGAUGAUGGGACCGUUUCCACUUCUUUGUCUGAUGCUAUUGAUAUCCCUGAAAUUCCUCUAGCUGCUGCAGACUACUUCAUACAGAGGACUCGCUCAUUGCAGAUACAUUUUGACUUGGGCCAGUACCAUAGUGCAAGCUGCAUGGACAUCAAUGAGCAGCGUGCACAAAGAAGAGCCUGGCAACACAAACUCAAUCAUGAGAUCCAGAAGAUUUCUCUGGAACUGCUGGUCAACAUAUUCAGGGAUGUUUGCAGUCAUCUGAACUAUGAACAUCGAGUGUUUCACAGUGAAGAGUUCCUGAAAACAAGAGAGCCAGAUGAGCUGCUUUUCUACAAAGUGGUAUUGGACACACACAUCUUCCACUCCUUCUUGAGGGAUCGGCUCAACAAAAAAAUGGAUUACUUUGCACGAAUGGAGCUCAGCACUCGGGCUGAGAUGCAGAAAAUGUCUAUUGUUGAGGUACAACGCAGACCGACCAUGCAAGAAAUCCUAACCCGCAGAAAGAGUUCUGUUGUCGGGAACAAGCUGAGUAAAAGACUGGGGAUGAGUCUCCCUAACUUAGGGGGAUACCAGGUUAUCAAUUCUGAGAAACGCCCACUGCUCACAAGGGGCGUCAUGUCUGAUUCAGUGCUGAAAACACCACCCGACCCUGUAAAAGUUUUUAAACUCCCAGAGUUCCCAGUGUUUCUGUCUUCUCACUCUAUCCAAGCUUAUUAUAGUGAGCUCAUCCAAGUGCUGGGAAAUGCUAUUUUCUCUGUCCAAACUGAGAACUCUUCUCUGCUGGCCAGAUUUUACUACUUGCGAGGUUUCAUCAACACGCUAUGUUCAAGGCGACUGGAUGCUUUGAGUGAUUUCCAGAGUCUCAACAAGACCGACACGGCAAUCUUUCCCACACAUUUGGUCACAUGGCUUGUGGACUCUCUGCAUCAAGAUGAGCUGCAGCAAGCCCAAACGAGACCUGAGCUUAAGAGUUUUCUUUUCAAGAUAAAAACAGAUAAUGAGAAGCCGGCUGUUCGGACAGAUAAUCGCAUCAAGAAGUUUAAACUUCCUCAGACUCCCUUGGAUCAGGACGAGUUUGUACGCUGCAUUCAGGAAUGUGGAGUUGUGAAGGAUGUGGCAACAAUAAGUCGCUUAUUUGAUGCACUCACUGAUGAACAACAUGUGAAGGUGGACCCAAAAGUCUUUAAAAUGUUUUACACCUUCUGGAAGGAGACGGAGGCCGAAGCACAAGAUGUCAACCUCCUCUCUGAGGUCAUCAGCCGCCUUGACGACAGCGAAUGUGUUUAUAAGUUGUCCUCGCGUGUCAAGACCUCGUAUGGUGUCGGAAAAAUUGCCAUGACGCAGAAACGCUUGUUUCUGCUCACAGAGGGACAGCCGGGUUUCCUGGAAAUUGCAAAGUUCAGAGACAUACAGGAGGUAAAGAUGGCCUCCGCCCCCUUUCUUCUUGUCCGUAUUCUCAGUCUUCGGAUCAAGACUUUUAGCAGGCCUGAGCUAUUUGAAGCAAAUCUAAAAAUGGAGACCAAACUCUGGAACCUCAUCAUCAAAGAGAUGUGGGCUGGGCGCAAGAUGAGUGACCAAGAUAAGGACCCGCAGUGCAUGACUCAAGCUCUGACUAAUGUCUUGUUGAUGGACGCUGUUGUUGGCUGCCUGAACCCUCACAGAUCCAUCUCUGCAGCUUCGAAGCUGGUUUACUUUGAUAGAAUCUUACAUGAAGUUCAUACGGUAGUUCCUAAUACUACCUCGGAGACUCUAAAGCAUAAAAUCAACCCAUCUCUGGACUUAGCAGAACCUCAGACUGUAUGUGUGCUGCUGUACACUCCAGGUCAGUUAUGGGACAAAAAAUCCCCCAUAGUGAUGAACCCCAAGCUGUGGGUGGCACUGAGUGGCGGCAGAGUGGUUAUAUUUGAUGCAGCUAGCUGGUCAAUGCUGCAGGAUUGCAUUCAGACGGGAGAGUUACAAGUGACAUGCAUGAUGGGGCUGGUUCAUGAUCAGGUCUGGAUGGGUUCUCAGGACUCUGUUAUUUACAUCAUCGACACCCACAGUAUGUCCUGCAACAAACAGCUGACUGAACACCGACAUGAAGUGACUGGCCUCUCUGUUGACACCACAGAUCAUAGCAAUGGGCAACUUGCUUACUCCUGCAGCUGUGACGGGACAAUCCUGCAAUGGGACUCGGCUACUCUGAAGGUGAAGCGCCAGUUCUACCUCAGCUGUGACCGUCUCUGCUCCAUACGAUUCUAUGACGGCGUCAUUUGGUGCUGUUGUGGCGACAGCAUUGUGGAACUAAAAAAGUGUGGCACUCCACAGAGGAGGAUAGUGCUUCCUGAUGACUUACGGAUCAUGCCCAGUUGCUUCAGCUGCUUUAUUGUUAUUCCAGAGCGCGGACAAGUUUGGACAGGCUGCUCUGACUCGGUGGAAUUGUGUCUCUGGCAGACUGACAACCUCAAACAAUCACCCAAAAGAAUUUCUCUGCCAGGCACUUCAGGAGUCACGUGUAUGAUUCGAGUCAAAAACCAGAUCUGGGUUGGCUGCAGAGGAUGGAGCAGAGUUGGAGGUCUUUGUGACGGUCAGCUGAAAAGCCUGGUGUUGGUGUUAGACCUAGACAGUCUCACAGUGACAAAAGAGCUACUGGCCCAUUCGGACAGUAUCCAGACUCUCUGUUCUGCUGAGGAUCGCUAUGUCCUGAGCGGCUCUGCACGCCGGGAUGGCAAAAUUGCCAUCUGGCAGGUUGCAUAAAAACAAUUCAA
Xiphophorus hellerii (green swordtail) is the source of this 3983-nucleotide messenger RNA. Its product is annotated as DENN domain-containing protein 3-like. The transcript is spliced from 28 exons. Gene Ontology annotation, biological process: regulation of Rab protein signal transduction. Gene Ontology annotation, molecular function: protein binding. The record is from RefSeq and is a predicted model, not a curated record. Gene Ontology annotation, cellular component: cytoplasmic vesicle. Bases 172 to 3972 code for a protein of 1266 amino acids. Lineage: Eukaryota; Metazoa; Chordata; Actinopteri; Cyprinodontiformes; Poeciliidae.